AACGCUACCAUUUUACUAUCUUUAUUUCACACUUUUUUGUUUUACAACCCACCAAAUAAUAUAGAUCACUGUAUAAGCGCAAGAGCAACAGCAGCAGCAGCAGCAGCAUAUUAUUUACAAAAUGGGCAGCGGCGACCUUAACAUGAAAAAGUCGUGGCAUCCGCAGACUCGGGCCAACCAACUGCGGGUUGCUGACGAGAAGCGCAAAGCCGAAGACGAAGCCCGGCGAACCGCAAACAUCUUAAAAGAGCUGCGCGAAGAGCGCCAGCGUGAGGAAAUGGACAUGCUAAAUGCCACAGUGAACAAGAAAGCAAUUAACAAGCUAGAGUGGAUGUACAACGCGCCAGCACACCAGCAGCAGCAGAACCAAGAAGACUUGGAGGCGUAUCUGUUGGGCAAAAAGGACAUGAGCACUAUGCUAAAGCAGAAGGAAGAGGAGAAAGCGGUGCCGGAGGAAAAGUGGAAAAGCGGGCUGUUUGCUUUUUCCAACAGAAACGCUAAUAGCGACAAGGACUCGCUUGCAAAGAGCAUGGAGGACCCGAUGAUGGAAAUCAAACGGCGCGAGCAGGCUGCCAUUCAGGCGAUGCUUGGAAGGCAGAAACAGACAGUGAGCAGGGAUUCUGAAAAGAAGAAAUCGAAGCAAAGCAGUGACGACAAGGAGCGCAAGGAACACAAGAAGAGCAAAAGUGCGCGCAGAUCGCGCUCCAGGGAACGCGAGCUAAAUGAUUUGGAUAGCGGUCGACGUCACAGAGGUUCUCGCGACUCCAAGCAUAAGAGCUCUCGCGACUCCGAGCAUAAGAGCUCUCGCGACUUCGAGCAUAAGAGCUCUCGCGACUUCGAGCAUAAGAGCCACCGUGACUCUGAGCACAAGAGCUCUCUAGACCACCAUAAGCGCAGCCAUCGGUCCGACAAGUCGCGCUCGCAUCGGUCUCGCUCACCAUCCCAUCGAUCACGGCGGUCCCGCUCACCAGCAAGAGAUUGAAUCAUUUUUAUUGUCAAUAAUUCCACAUGAA
Kickxella alabastrina is the source of this 1013-nucleotide messenger RNA. RefSeq names its product Pre-mRNA splicing factor-domain-containing protein. Lineage: Eukaryota; Fungi; Kickxellomycota; Kickxellomycetes; Kickxellales; Kickxellaceae. Gene Ontology annotation, cellular component: U2-type spliceosomal complex. The record is from RefSeq and is a predicted model, not a curated record. Bases 122 to 982 code for a protein of 286 amino acids. The transcript is spliced from 2 exons. Gene Ontology annotation, biological process: mRNA splicing, via spliceosome.